CAUUUUGUCUUCUUGUGUUUGAAGAAGGAACCGGAAAUAGCCGGCAAUGCUUCUAAUAAAAAUAGUUGCUUCGGCGGUUUUCAGCCAUAAGUGUUUACAAGAACGUUGCGUUCACGUGUGAAAGCGUGUGUCCUGUUGUCUGCGAAUUUUCCUAGCGAUCAAAUCAAAAUGGGCGAACCCACUGUUGAAGACGGAUCCUCUAAGAAAGUGAAGCUUGAACAGAGCGAGUCUGAAGGACCUGAGGCUAAGAAGGUGAAGGUUGAGAAUGAAACAGAAAAUGAGAAUGGAGUAGAAGUGAAGACAGAGGAAGGUGUGGAAGCCAAGAAAGAAAAUGGUGCCAAGGUUGAUAUUCAGACUGCCGAAGAGAAGGGUGAACCUGGACUUGAUUUCACAAUUGCCAACCAGAUUGAGUACUAUUUUGGUAACAUUAAUUUGCCCAAAGACAAGUUUUUGCAAGAACAAAUCAAACUUGAAGAAGGGUGGGUGCCUUUGGACGUGAUGCUUCGGUUUCAACGACUCGCUCAGCUUUCCAAGAAAGCUGAUACUAUUGCUGCAGCUUUGAGGAAAUGCAGUACACUGAUGGAAGUCAAUGAAGAUGGCACCAAAAUUAGAAGGUCUCCAAACAAACCAUUGCCUGAGAUGAAUGAAGAGUGGCAAAAGCGUCUAAAUGAGCGCACCGUAUAUUGCAAAGGUUUCCCUCAGUCAUUGACAAGCAUUGGGGAUUACCUUGAUUUCUUCAAACCAUUUGGUCCAGUGGAACAUAUCAAUUUGCGGAAGUAUGUGGAUAGAUCAACUAAGAAGCUGAUGUUCAAAGGCACUGCUUACAUCUUGUUCGAGACCAAAGAGGCAGCUGAUAAUUUCCUUGCAUUGGAUGGUGUGAAGUUCCAAGGAACUGAACUAAUCACAAUGACCCAUGCUGCUCAUUCUGAAGAAAAGAAAAAGGAGAAGGAUGAAAGAUGGGGCAAGAAAGUUAAGAAAGACAACAAUGCCACAGAGGACAAGGACAAGGACAAGAACAAAGGCAAAGGGAAAGAACUUAACAAAGGAUGCAUUGUGAAAAUUAGUGAUAUUAAGGAUGAAGAACUUAGUAGAGAUGUCAUUAAGUCAACACUUACUGGAUUAGGGGCUGCUGUUGCUUUUGUCCAGUAUAAUACUGGUGAUAAAGAGGCCCUUGUCAGAUUAAUGAGUAAAGAGGAUGGUGCUGCCACUGAGUUCUUGAAGAAGUUGACAGAAAGUGGAGAAAAGGUCAAGUUUGGGGAAGAAGAAAUGGCUGUAUCAGUUGUUGAAGGGGAAGAGGAGGAGGCCUUCUUGCAGAGGAGUCGAGAAUCUUUUGACAAGUCUUCGAAAUUCCAUAAUAAAAAGGGCCAUAAACAUCACAAAGGAGGACACAACAAAUUCAGAGGCCACAAGCGAGGAAGAAGUCCAGCCAGAGAUGGGCCUCCUGCAAAGAAAGAAGCUACCUCAUAAGAUAUCUGUUAAUUUGUUACCAUCCAUUUUGACCAGUGUGCAAUCAUAUACCACUUCAUGUUGUUUGACUUAAGUUAUCUUUCACUAUUUGACUAUAAAUAUGUAUGACUUACUCAAUAAUUACAAACUAUAAAUUAAAACCAUUCUUGUCAUUACAA
Molecule: messenger RNA, 1625 nt
Organism: Frankliniella occidentalis (western flower thrips)
Lineage: Eukaryota; Metazoa; Arthropoda; Insecta; Thysanoptera; Thripidae
Gene: La
Product: la protein homolog
Exons: 8
Coding region: 169-1467 (432 amino acids)
Biological process (GO): RNA processing; positive regulation of translation
Cellular component (GO): nucleus; ribonucleoprotein complex; cytosol
Molecular function (GO): RNA binding
Source: RefSeq, a predicted model, not a curated record